Oncorhynchus keta (chum salmon) is the source of this 1502-nucleotide messenger RNA. RefSeq names its product G-protein coupled receptor 55-like. Gene Ontology annotation, biological process: phospholipase C-activating G protein-coupled receptor signaling pathway; positive regulation of Rho protein signal transduction. The coding region runs from base 418 to 1377 and encodes 319 amino acids. Lineage: Eukaryota; Metazoa; Chordata; Actinopteri; Salmoniformes; Salmonidae. The record is from RefSeq and is a predicted model, not a curated record. The transcript is spliced from 2 exons. Gene Ontology annotation, molecular function: G protein-coupled receptor activity. Gene Ontology annotation, cellular component: membrane.
AUUUCCACUUUAAAACGUCAGACUUGAUUUGCCCUUUCGAAUGUAUCAACCCCUACAAAACCAGUACAUAAAUAUGAAUGAAUUAUUAUCCACAAAAUAAUUGACAUUUCAUGUUGCUGCAGGAUUAUUUUCCUGUUCUCUCUUUAUUGUUGAGAUGUUUUUACGCUUUAAUGUCAUCGUGUCAAACUGUUACUCCCAGUUCUACACUUUGAAAUGCAAAUAGACCGCAGCCUAUCAAAGGCAGAUUUCUUUUUCUGUUGUCAAGGAGAAAUGUCAAGCUUCUCAUGCAGCUUGAAGAAGUAGAAAGUAAAAGUGGAGACUUCAUUUACAGGUGAAAAACAUCUGCAGGCUUGGUGGGUGGCAAUCACAUUAAAAAGACUGCCUUUGUCAGAGCUCCUCUCAAUUUAAGUGAGAAGGAUGUCCAACCAUUCACACGGACAGCACCUCUGUAACCUCAACAUGACGGAGGAGGUACGGCUGUUCCAGCGGGUUGUGUACAGCCCUGUGUUUGUUCUGGGUCUGGUCCUGAAUCUCUCUGCACUGAGGAUGUUCUAUCGGAAGAGAGCCAGCUGGACAGACACACACAUCUACAUGCUCAACCUGGCCGUGGCCGACUGUGUCCUCAUCACCUUCUUGCCCUUCAGGAUCUACCACACCUUCUUCACCCUGGACCCUCCAGGCCUCUGUGCUGUUCUUGUUCUGAUCCACUUCACCAACAUGUACGCUAGCAUCUUCACUGUUACAGCUGUAAGUGUCCAGAGAUUCAUUGCCAUUCAGUUUCCCUUCCUCUCCAGGAGAAGUGUCUCCAAAAAACAAGUGGCUGUUGUAGUGUGUGUGAUGAUAUGGGUGACUAUUGUGUUCCUAUGUGUGAUAUUCAGGGAGCCCAAUGGGCCUGAGCACAGACUGGCCUGCUUUGAGAAAGACACCCGUCCCUUUCCACUGGACUUUAUUGUGACUCUGGAGAUACUGGGAUAUGUGGCUCCUCUUCUCAUAAUGCUGCUUUGUUCAUGUCAGAUGAUCUGCACUCUGCUGGCCUACAAGGACACGCACUCACAUAAGCACAGCAGGAAAAGUAUUAGAAUAAUAUCAGCCAAUUUGGUUGUCUUUUUCAUCUGUUACACUCCUAUCCAUAUUGCAUUUUUCAUGAAAUUCUAUGUUGCUUCCAAAGUCCCCCUUGACUGCCAACAGUAUAAUUUAAUGCGUAACUUCUAUCAUGUCUCAGAAGGGAUUGCCACAACAAGCUGCUGUUUAGAUGCUAUUGGAUAUUUCUUCUUAGUGAAGGAGUUCCGCAAGGAACUGAUUCCAGGGAGGUUAACAAAAGAGAGAACCAAGAAGCCUCUUCAGAGAGAACUGCUCUCUCUAGAACUGUAUAGGUAGGAAUGGAGAGGAAUUUUUAGCUACUCUAUAUUCUGUUUUGGCCUAGUGAAUGCUGUCACUUGAAGUAUCAUAAAAAUAUUCUGAUGGUUAUACGAUAUAUAAAUUCUAUACAUAUUUUCCUCCUA